Molecule: messenger RNA, 9834 nt
Organism: Alligator mississippiensis (American alligator)
Lineage: Eukaryota; Metazoa; Chordata; Crocodylia; Alligatoridae
Gene: ARHGAP39
Product: Rho GTPase activating protein 39
Exons: 12
Coding region: 223-3552 (1109 amino acids)
Biological process (GO): signal transduction
Cellular component (GO): cytoplasm; cytoskeleton
Molecular function (GO): protein binding; GTPase activator activity
Source: RefSeq, a predicted model, not a curated record
GACGCGGCGGGGCUGCAGCCGGCGCCGGAGCCUCAGUCGGUGCCGAGCGGCCGCAGCGAGCCGGAGCUGCCGGGGCCAUGGGCUGGCGGGCGGGGCAGCCAUAGACGCCCGCCGGGAAGAUGGCGGAGAGGAGACGAUACUGCAGCCCGGAAGAACGGGAGAUCCCGGGAAAGAAUACAUCUCCCUCUGCUGUAUUCCCAGUCUCUUAGGCUCCGGGCUCAGAUGGAUGCUGCUCCAGUAAAGCUGGAAUGGGUGGAAAUCAUAGAGCCUCGCACGCGGGAGCGCAUGUACGCCAACCUCAUCACGGGGGAGUGCGUGUGGGACCCGCCCGCCGGCGUGCGCAUCAAGCGCACCAACGAGAACCAGUGGUGGGAGCUCUUUGACCCCAACACCUCGCGCUUCUACUACUACAAUGCCACCACGCAGCGCACCGUGUGGCAUCGCCCGCAGAACUGCGACAUCAUCCCGCUGGCCAAGCUGCAGACCCUGAAGCAGAACACGGAGUCGCCGCGGGCCUCCACCGAGAACAGCCCGGGCCGCAGCAGCAAUGUCAGCCGGGAAGGCAGCACCAGCUCGUCUCUGGAGCAGGAGCUGGAGGGCAGCGAGAAGCCCCCGGAGCAGGUCCGCCCGAGCCGCCAGGUCACGCAGUACGCGCCGGUGAAGGAGGAGACGGAGAGUUCCUCGCCUUCGGGAGCCUUCGUGGAGAAGGAAUGUGAGAUCUAUCGAGAUUACAACGCGGAAGGCCAGCUCCUCCACUACAGGACGUCGUCGCUGCGCUGGAACACGGGCACCAAGGAGCGCAUGCUCAUCAAGGUGACGGACCGCGAGCCCAGCUUCCUCGCCCACCAGGGCAACGGCUACACCCCCGAGGGCCAGGUGGGCACGCGGGCACGGCGUCCCUCGGGCGGCCAGGCUUCGCCCGGCCUGCAAACCUUCGCACCCGACGCUGACACCUCGGUCUUCUUCCCCGAGAGGAAAGCGUCGCCCUUCCUGAAGCGGGCCGAGCACACGGGCGGCUGCUCCCCGCUGCUGGGCCGCGCCGACGCCUUCUGCUCCCAGGCCCAGCAUCGCAAGCACUCGAGCGAGUCGCAGCCGUCCUCGCCGCGCUACGCCUACGAGCCGCCGCUCUACGAGGAGCCGCCCAUGGAGUACCAGGCGCCCAUCUACGACGAGCCGCCCGUGGACAUGCAGUACGAAGCCAGCGGCAGCUACAAGGCCGGCUCCCCGCAGAAGUCGCCCAUCCGGAAACCCCACCCGUUCCUGCAGUCGCCCAAGCAGGGCUCCAACUCGCCCUACCAGCAGCUGGUGCUGACCCGGCAGAAGUGCCCCGAGCGCUUCAUGAGCCUGGAGUACAGCCCCGCCGGCAAGGAGUACGUGCGCCAGCUCGUCUACGUGGAGCAAGCCGGCGCCAGCCCCAAGCUCAAGACCGGCUUGCGGCACAAGUACUCGCCCAACCCCAUCGGCGGCUCCUACUCGCUGCAGCACAGCCCCUGCCUGAUGCGGGACCAGCGCCUGGAGAUCAAGUCCGGAGACUACAGCAGCAUGGAGGGGCCCGACUUCCGGCACGGCUCCCCCGCCGGCCAGGUCUCCAUGGGAGAGGACUCCAUGUCGUGGUGCAGCCAGCAGGACACCCUGUCUUCCACCGGCUACUCGCCCAGCACACGGAAGAGGAAAAGCCGGAAGCCCUCGCUGUCCCAUGACCCCAACACCUCCUCCACGGACGGCUCGGGGGACCGGGACGCGCUGGCCGAGCAGCUGAUGGCCGAGGAGAGGCCGCCCACCGGCCCCAACCGGUCCCAGAUGAACCGCACGGAGAGCAAGGCGGGCGAAGCCGAGGGCAUGGGGCGCAGCUUCCCCGAGCCCUUUCUGGCCCAGGCACGGCUGGCGUGGGAGGCGCAGCAGGCCCACUACCACAUGAAGCAGCGCAGCAGCUGGGACUCGCAGAAGGACGGCUCGGGCUACGAGAGCGACGGGGCGCUGCCCCUGCCCAUGCCUGGCCCGGUGGUGCGAGCCUUCAGCGAGGACGAGGCACUGGCGCAGCAGGAGAGCAAGCACUGGAAGAGGAACACCUUCGAGAAGCUGGGCUUCCCCCAGAUCCUCCUGGAGAAGAGCGUGUCCGUGCAGACCAACCUGGCCUCCCCAGAGCCCUACCUGCACCCCUCCCAGUCGGAGGACCUCGGCGCUUGUGCCCAGUUUGAGAACAGCCGGCAGAACCGGAACAUGAUGCCCAGCUCCAGCUGCGUCUUCCCCACCUUCAACCUGCGCAAGCCCUCCUCGGAGACGGACAUUGAGAACUGGGCAUCCAAGCACUUCAACAAGCACACUCAGGGGCUCUUCCGGAGGAAGGUCUCCAUCGCCAACAUGCUGGCCUGGAGCAGCGAGUCCAUCAAGAAGCCCAUGAUCAUGACCAACGACCGCAAUGUCAAGAAGGAGGCCUGCGAGAUCUUCAAACUGAUUCAGAUGUACAUGGGGGACCGGCGGGCCAAGACGGACCAGCUCAACGUGGCCUUGGAGAUUGCCACCAAGGGCUGGAGCGUGCAGGGCCUGCGGGACGAGCUGUACAUACAGCUGUGCCGGCAGACCACCGAGAACUUCCGCUACGAGAGCCUGGCCCGGGGCUGGGAGCUCAUGGCGAUUUGUUUGGCCUUCUUCCCGCCCACCCCCAAAUUCCACUCCUACCUGGAGGGCUAUAUUUACCGGCACAUGGACCCGGUGAACGACACCAAAGUGACCCAGCACAUUAAAGAGCUCCUGGACAGGAACAGUAAGAAGAAAUCCAAAUUGAGAAAGAAACCCAAGCCCUAUAUCGAGGAGCACGAUGGGGUGGCGAUCAGCACGUAUGCCAAGUACUGCUACAACAAGCUCCAGAAAGCAGCCUUGACGGGCGCCAAGAAGGGCCUGAAGAAGCCAAACAUCGAGGAAAUCCGGCACGCCAAGAACGCCGUGUUCAACCCCUCCAUGUUCGGGAGCUCCCUGCAGGAGAUCGUCAACAUGCAGAAAGAGCGGUACCCCGACCGCCAGCUGCCCUGGGUGCAGACCCGGCUCUCCGAGGAGGUGCUGGCACUCAACGGAGACCAGACCGAGGGCAUCUUCAGGGUCCCCGGAGACAUCGAUGAGGUCAACGCCCUCAAGCUGCAGGUCGACCAGUGGAAGAUCCCCACUGGCUUGGAAGACCCCCACGUCCCUGCCUCGCUGCUGAAGCUGUGGUACCGGGAGCUGGAGGAGCCGCUGAUCCCCCACGACUUCUACGAACAGUGCAUCACCCACUACGAGAACCCCGAGGCCGCCAUCGCCGUCGUCCACUCCCUGCCCCGCAUCAACAAGAUGGUGCUCUGCUACCUCAUCCGCUUCCUACAGGUGUUCGUGCAGCCGGCCAACGUGGCGGUGACCAAGAUGGACGUCAACAACCUGGCCAUGGUGAUGGCCCCCAACUGCCUGCGCUGCCAGUCCGACGACCCGCGCGUCAUCUUUGAGAACACCCGCAAGGAGAUGUCCUUCCUCCGCGUGCUCAUCCAGCACCUGGACACCAGCUUCAUGGAGGGCGUCCUAUAGCAGCGAGCAGGGGCACCCCCAGCUGCGCCCCGGCCCUGCCCAGGGAAGGUGACUCUCGGGGAGGUGCCGGGCACGGCUGCCUGUCCCCAGCACGGUGCCCCCCCAGUGCCCCCUGACCUCUUGCGCCGGCGGGGGGUGCUGCCCAGUGCCUCUGCUCUGCCCAAUGCCUCCUCCUCCCAGCCGGACCCCUGCCCACGGCACUGCCCGUCUCCCCAUCCGGCUGCUCAGACUCCCGCCCGGGCUCCUGGAGGCUGGGGCUCACCACCGCGCUCUGGUCAGCUCCUAGGAGCCCUGUGCCUUGGGGACCCACCUCCAGCAGAGCCCACACAGGAGGGGGGAAGGGGGCCCAGCUGCCCAGGGUGCCUGCCUGGGACCCAGUUCUGGCCAUGGUGUAGGGCAGGGGGGUGUUUGGAGCCUACAGCUGGGACGGGGCUGGGCCACAGGCUGCUGUCCUGCAGGGCUGUCCCUGCCUGAGCUCCAGGGACAGGAGGGAAGGAGGACGGGCAGGGCUUGCAGGGGGCUGUGCCUGCCCCGGUGCACCUGGCCGCAUCCCCAUGAGAUCGGGGCCAGAGCAGCAGCAUCCAGGCUCCAGGUUCUUCCUUCCAUCAAAGCUGAGGGCUCAGGUCUCAUCCCCUGCUCGGCCCAUGCCUCAGCUCUGGGCACCCUCCGGCGCCGCCUUCCAUGAUGACUUCUCGCUGCUUGUGAGCCCUCCGCUUUCUCCUGCCAUCGCCACAGGCCUCAGCUCAGCCCUGCAGAAAAGAGAGCGGUGCCCAUGGGACAGGAGCCGGAGAGCUGUGCCCAUCGCCCAGCCCCUGCUCCGUGCCAGGCUGGGAUGCUGCAGCUUCGUCCAGGAGACGUGUCCCCCCAGCCUGGCCCUGCCCAUGGACGGGGGUUCCCAGCCACUGCUGCAGCCCUGGAGAUGCAGUGGGACCACCCGGAGCGACGCAGACUGGACUCCAGGCUCUUCGCAGAGCAGCUGGAUGUGCCGCUGCAGCGUGGGAUUCGCCCAGUCCUGCUCUGCCCUCCUGCCCCACCACGGCUGGGCCCCUCCUGGGCUCCCCCAGCUCCCGGCUCAUGCCCCAGCAAGAGAGAGUCAACCCCUUGGAAGAGUCAACCCCACAUCCUGGGUGCCUUCACCACCGCUAUUGCACCUCCCUCUCCAACGUCCCUCCCCAGGGCAGGCUGCAGGGAGCCUCCCUGGCUCCAGCUGCUCCAGAAGAUGCCAGCCUGGGCAGCAGUGGGAUCCCUGCGAGCUCUCCACCCGCCAGGCUGCCUUCCCUGGAGGUCGGUACCAUCCAGCUGGUCCCCAGCCUUCCUGACCCAGGUCAGCAGCCAUGCAGGGAGCCGGCUCUUCUGCGUCAUGACGGGGUCAGACCAGCUGCUGGGGACUGCGAGCCAGCAGGGCCAGGGGCCAAGACCAGCUCGCCUAGUGGUGCUCAACCUUUUACACAAGCAAGGCAAAACUUGAACUCAGCCAGCUUGCAGUCCCCCAGCCCAUUCUGUCUGGCCCGCAGGGCCCCUAAACAGUUUAGAAAAUUAAUAUUUAUCUGCCUCGACCGCCUGUCACGCGGCCCUCGAUGGCUUGCCAAAACUCAGUAAGUGGCCCUCCACCCAAAAUAAUUGCCCGCCCCUGAUCUAAACCCUUCGUCAAACUACUGUCACCCUGGCACAGCCCCAGGCAUCCCACCUCAACCUGCCACAGGGGACGUUGGGGGGCUGCGGCAGCCAACGCCUUGCUUCUGUAAACGGGUGUUUAUCUACGGGCCAGGGAGCCAAGGCAGAGGCCGUUCCCCCGCUGCAGGGGAAGGGGAAACCCCCCAGUGCAGACCAGUCUGAGCGGGGGGAAAUCCCUUCCUGCCCAGUGCAGCGGGGCUGAGCCUGAGUGUGGGGGCAAGACCCUCCAGCCAGGACCCUGUGGGGUUGGGGCCGGGAGGAGCAUUGGCACAGCCCAGCCCCAUCCCCAGCCUGGGCAGCAGCACCCAGCGCCUCGGGGGGAAGCUUAAAGCCCCUGUUGCAUGUAGUGGUGGGGGGCAACCAGCACAGCCCAGAAACCUGGGAAAUCCCCAUAGCAGAGCAUGGGCAUCGCUGCACCUAGAUCCUCCGCACCCAAUGCCCAUUCACCCUCUCCUUGACACCUCCAGGGAUGGAGCAUCCCCCCUUCCCUGGCGUCUCUCCCGCGGCCCCUGCUCUGACAGUGAAGAAGUGUUUGCUCAUCUCCAACCUGAACCUGCUUUGCUGCAACUUCCAGCCAUGGCUCCGCGUCCUCCUCUCUGCAGCAGGAGAGCACAGGCGCUGCCCCUCGUCUCUCUGGCAGCCCCUCAGCUCCUUGCAGCCUGCUGUCGUGUCCCCUCUUAAGCACCCACGACUUCACAUGCGCAGAAGGGACCAUCACUCAAGAAUUGGGCUCUACGGCCACGUGCGCUGACAUUCAGCAAGACGCGGUGCAAAUCUAUUGUCUGGUGAGACAGGCAGGUGCCUAGAGAGAGAACCGUGUGGCACGGUCAGCAUCCCGUAGCCAUGUUUUAAAUUGGAUCGAAGUAACGAAACGUUAGAAGCUUUACCUGCAAAAAUGCAAAGACCGACCAUGGGACGAUACGAGGCCAGGAAAGACCGACCGGUGGAGAUGGCCCGGGCAGCCACACCACUCCUUAGCUCAGCUCCCAGCCCCGUGCCAGUGUCUCCUGGACACGGAGCAUGACCUUUGGGCUUGCUCUGAAAUAGCUUUGUGCCCUGUGGGUGUGUGUGGGGCUGCCAAGGGCAGGUCUCCACUGCCGUUCCCCUUCCAGCUAUUCAUGGAGCUGAGCAGGGAGCAUUCAGUCUCAGGGCGAGGAGGAGAGGAGAGCGGCAGCAUGCUGGCACGUGUGAUUCCUGGUGCUCCCCUUUCCCCCAUCACUCCAGCUUUGCAGGUCACAUCGUGCUCUGGCAGGGAAAGUGCCUUCACCCCCCCGGAGCAGGCACCCACCUCAGGAAGGAGCCUGGUUUGCUGGUGUGAUGAGCUCGCGGUUAGCACCAUGGGGACCCUGGGGAGCGGUGGUGGCCCCAGCUUCUGCCCCCGGAGCCUUCCUGGAGCGGAGUGAGAGUUCACGGUGCCAUGGGUCAGACUGCCCGGGGCAGACGGACUAACCACAGCAGUCCUGCAUUGCUUGAGCACCUGCCGCUGGCUUGGAUCUCUCCUCUCCCCGCUGCAGCAUAGGAAAGGCACAGGCAGCCCCAAGGAAGCCUUGCCUGGCUGGCACUGCCGGGUCAGGCCUUGUUCCCGGGCUCACACAGGAGGCACACACCCCAUCAGCACCUGGGCAGGAUCCUCGGGGGGCAGCCGUGUGGAGGAGGGCACCAGCAACUCCGGCAUGUGGGGCCUCAGCGCGUCUCAAGAUCCAUCCAGACAGCAGCCAGAUCCCAGCUCCUUCCUGGACUUGCCUGGGAGCAUCUCAGCCGCCAGCCCAGACUGCAUCACCACAGCACCCAUCCAAAGCAUGGACCAGGGGCACCCUGGCUCCUUCGGGCCCUGGGCAGGAUGUGACCCACGGAGGAUGGAGGGCAAGCACUAGAAAUCUUCCAAACAGGGCUCGGCGUUGCAGAGACACGGCCCCUCCUGCCAUCCCGGGGCAGGAAGAGCGUGUCAGCCCCAUCUCAGCAGCGACAUCCCUGUCCGACCCCGUGAGGCCAGGCCCAUCCGCAGUCUGCUCACGGUGCCCUGGACCCGCAGCUGCGUCCUACCGGGCAGAAGCCAGCCCGGAGGGCCCCUGGCUACGAGGUGCUGAAGUCACCCACGUCACUGCCAACAAGCCAGCCCCUCGCUCACUGCAUGCCCCAUCGCACGGCCCCUGCUUCCCGGCAGGGUGGGAGACACCAGCUCCUGGCUUGGCCUCGACUAGCCCCAGCUGCAGCAUCGCCAGCUCCGAGUUUGUCGGACCCGGGUGUGAGUGCCGCCUUCCAGGCCGGUCCAGCCGUCUCGGGAGACCUAGAGAGAGGCACGCAUCGUCUGCUUCACCGCCGCCAUCGCUUUCCGCCCAGACGCUGCUUAUCCCUCGCGCCGUCGUCCAUCCGCUGCACGCGCUCGCGCCCGUUCAUGUCCUGGGGCCCCACGCGGGGACCCCUCACGGCUUCUGACCAAAAAUAGAAACCCGCUCGCCUCUUGCCCCUGCCUCCCCCAGGCUGGUGCAUCCCUAUCCCCUCGCCUGCACCAUGCUCGUUGUUCCCUGGUGGGGAUGGAGCCAUUCCUCGGGGGGUCGGGCACAGACCCCCUGGCAGGGACCCCCAUCUGGCUUCCCUGGGCAGCAGCCACCUCCCAGCCUUUGCUUAGUGACCCCUCUCUGCUCCUGUCUUCCUGGUGCAUGGAGAGGAGCAGCACCCCGGGCAUGCUCACAUCCCGCCCCAUGCCAACAGCUGGGGGCACGUGAGCACGGCUCCCUCCAUGGUCCCCACGGAGCAGCUGGCACAUGCGUGCCCCUGCCUGGGAGGCACUCAGUGGGGAGCUGGAGGGCCUGGGAGCAGCACCUCUGUUGCAGGCCUUGUACAGAUGUUCAGUUUCUUCUGGGAGAGUCGCUGCUCUCCCAGGAGAAAACACGAGCGUCCAGAUGUUCGGGCUUUUUCUCCCAGAGUAAAAAUGGCCUCUCCAGGAGAAAAAUAACCUAGGUUAAAUCACUCUCCUGGGAGAUGGAAUGUCUGUCCAUGCUGUAAGACGCAGGCACAGGCAAGGGCUCCUCUCCCUGCAACAUCCAUGGAGACCUCGCCAGCACCUACCCACCGUGCAGCCCCAUGGGAGCAGUGCCCCUUGCCGGGGCCGCGGGCCCAGGCCUGCAGGCCGUUAAUCUGCUUCUGCAUCGCCCCUUCGCUGGCAGGAACCAGCUCUGUUCCAGACGGAGCUGAAGGUUUCCCAUAGGCAGGAGGGCCCCGGGGGUGCCGCCGGCCUCGGGGUCCCGUCGCACGUGCCCCAGAGCUGAGAUCCGGGGAAGAUGGGGAGGUCCAGAUGCCUCGGGAGCCGACAGGAACGUUCCCCUCGACCUGCCUGGGGCUGAGCCUAGCGUCGGCGGGAAUGAGCUGGACUCCAGCACGGGGCAGGCAGGAGGCGCGACCCAGCCCCGUCCUCCCUGCCCCUGCGUUUACCGACAAGACCUGUACAGAGAAUUUUUUUAAACCACCCCCAGCCCUCGUGAUCGCGCCCAGACCUCCCGCGCCAGCCCCGGCCCCCCGCGCUGUCCCGGGGGCCAGUCCCGGUCUUUUUCUCUCUCUCCUUGGUACAAACUGGACUCUUCUUUUCCUCCUGGUUUUUAUAUCGACGAUUUUUUUUUUUUUUUUUUUAGAAACGUUUUUAUUUAUUAUUAAUGGGAUGAAACAAGGCGGGAGCCGACGUGCCGAUAGCCGGCGCCGCGCGGGGUGGGUGGGGGGGUUGUGACUGGGAGCGUGUUCUCCAGGAGCAGACGGCAGACAGGGAGCUAGCCCAGUACAGCCCAGUACAACCCAACCCAUUACAGCCCACCCCCCGGUCAGGGAUCUGUGGAAGCAAACGCCGUGACCACUUGCCAAACACCUCAGUCCAAUGUCCUCCCUAACCACGGACCCGCUGCUAGCAGCUCCCGAGAGCCAGGGCUGGAGGCACUGCAGAGCCCUGCUCCCCCGUCAGCUGCCCCGGGGGUCCCCCAGCUCCAGGGCACUAGACCUGGCGUCGCUCGCCACCUCGACCGCCCCGGGCAGAGCAGAACCAGCCCCCCACAAACGGGGCUGGGCUCUCCUCUGCUGGGGCCGCUGCACCCGGCUGAGUCCGGACAGGGGCAACACAUGCCAUCUGCGGCCAAUUCGCAGCCACGGGAACAGGGUGCGGGUGUAAAUCAGCAGGGCCCGAUCCUGCGCGGGCACCAGGCAUCGCCAAGAAGCCCUCCAUCCCGAGGGGCUGCACCAGCGGAGCAAGCACAGGAAGCUCCCCCAGGUCUGGGCCAGCGUAACCGAGACCAGGAUCUGGCCCAGGCCCCGGAUGCCCGGGGUGGCCUCCGGUUUCCAUCUCAUUUUCCUUCCUUCCCAUCAAAGCAAAAGGGGACGUCCAACCGUCCCUCCCUCCUUCUCCUCCUCUUCCUCGGACAAUCAUCUCGGGCGCUGGGGCUGGCCUUCGCGGCGGCAGACGGACGUUGCAGAGCCGCGCCGGGGACCUGCGGCGACACGGGCCUCGGAGGCGAUGAAGCGGGGGGCAACUACUGCGUACCGUUGUCUGACUAACUCUGUAAUUACGAAGCAUGGACAUGUAGAGGCGACUCCAUGUUGUGUGAAUAAAGCUCCAUACGGACAUUG